AUGGUUAAGCUCGCCUUGAAUCGUUCGGAGCCUUAUGAGGGAACGAAUUUAGAAAGCCAACCUGUAGACGUACUGUGGUUUUUUGACAAUUUCUUUCAUGUCACUAACCCAAAUGAGCAGGAAAGUUUCGUUGAUUGUGCUAUGUUUCGUACUGCUGAGAAAUCUGGAAAAGUCGGGGGAAUUGGUGAAGGUGGAACGAAAUUUGUUGGACUCCAUUUGAAUGGCGGACGAAUGGGUAAUCAAUUAUUCCACCUCAUAACCGGUUACGCUAUUGCCAAAACUAUCGGACGAGUUCAUUAUUUGCCUUAUGAAGACGAAUGUCGAGGAACUGUCUUGAAAUACUUGGAACUAUUCAAGCAUGUGUUUCCAGCUUUAGAAAGAACAUACUAUGUAGAAAAGGAUCGAAUCAAUGGAACUCUUGUACCGUUUGCCAAAAAGUCGUGUUGUGUUUAUGACGAUCCCAGAAGGUUGAUGAACCAUCCCGACAAGUUCCUUCUUCUGGAUUUCUCUUUUGCACAAAAUCCACGCUACUUUGAGGAUAUGAUCGAUGAGGUUCACGAACUUCUCGAAUUUUCUCCAAAUAUUACCAGCGAAGGAGGUUUCUUGUUGGACUCCCUGAAAGCCAACUACUCAAGCAAAGAAGGCGAAUUUUCGUUCUGGGACCGCCCUAACCAAAGCGCUCUGUGUAUCCACAUCCGACGAACCGAUUUCCUGGAGAGAAACAUCUCAACUAACAUGAUGGAAACGGUUACGGCAGCGAAUGAUAUUGCUAGAGGAAAAGGUGUGGAUCGGUUUCUCAUAUUCGGUGACGAUAAGGAUUUCAUGUACAAUCUGACCAAGGUUAUUAUUAGGACGGGAAACUGGAACCGUAACGCUGCGUACGUCUCCCAAUUCAGUGAAGCCAUCGAUUUUUACGUUGCUUCACAAGUAUGUCGCUCAUUUCUGAUUACCGCUGUGACGUCGUCGUUUGGUUGGUGGUUGGCAUUUUUCGUGGCCGAUCAAAAUUCCAUCUACUAUAUGCCAGAUGAUCGAAUACAUGGUGACAAAGUCCCGAGCAAGGAGUUAUUUUUGUAG
This is a messenger RNA of Haemonchus placei, 1074 nucleotides long. The record is from the annotation of a GenBank genome assembly. NCBI's taxonomy places the organism in Eukaryota, Metazoa, Nematoda, Chromadorea, Rhabditida, Trichostrongylidae.